AUGAAGUUUGCGGUUGCGGUGUUGUGGUUCUGCCUGGCUCUUGAGAAGGCUACUAUGCAAGACCAGGAGGACUUUGUGUCGCUGGCUGAGAUGGAGGAUUCCUUGCUGAGGAACCUGUUCAGGGGCUACCAGAAGUGGGUGCGCCCCGUCCAGCACGCCAAUGACACCAUCACCGUACGCUUUGGACUAAAGAUCUCACAACUGGUUGAUGUGGAUGAAAAGAACCAGCUGAUGACUACAAACGUUUGGCUCUGGCAGGAGUGGGUCGAUGUGAAGCUGAAGUGGAACCCAGAUGACUAUGGGGGUAUUACCUCCAUCAGAGUGCCUUCAGAAACUAUUUGGCUGCCUGACAUUGUUCUGUAUGAAAAUGCGGAUGGUCGCUUUGAGGGCUCCCUGAUGACCAAAGCCAUAGUGCGCUGGGACGGCACCAUAACGUGGACUCCACCUGCCAGCUACAAGUCCUCCUGCACCAUGGACGUCACCUUCUUCCCCUUCGACCGACAGAACUGCUCCAUGAAGUUCGGCUCCUGGACUUACGAUGGAAACAUGGUGGACCUUGUCCUGGUGGAUCACUACGUGGACCGUAAAGACUUCUUUGACAACGGCGAAUGGGAGAUCCUCAACGCCACAGGAGUGAAGGGAAGCAGGAGGGAUGGGGUGUACUGGUACCCGUUCAUCACAUACUCCUUUAUCCUCAAGAGGUUGCCCUUGUUCUACACCCUGUUCCUCAUCAUCCCCUGCCUCGGCCUGUCCUUUCUUACCGUGCUGGUGUUCUAUUUGCCAUCGGACGAAGGAGAAAAACUGUCACUUUCCACCUCAGUGUUGGUGUCUCUCACUGUGUUCCUGUUGGUCAUAGAAGAAAUCAUACCUUCGUCCUCAAAGGUGAUCCCACUGAUUGGAGAGUACCUGCUCUUCAUCAUGAUCUUCGUCACCUUCUCCAUCAUCGUCACCGUCUUUGUGAUUAACGUCCACCACCGCUCCUCUGCCACCUACCACCCCAUGGCCCCCUGGGUAAAGAGCCUCUUUCUUCAGAGACUGCCCAGACUGCUGUGCAUGAGGGGGCACACUGACAGGUACCACUAUCCAGAUUUCGAGAUGCGCAGCCCGGAGCUGAAGCCCCGCCGAGGUGUGGGGAGGAGGGGGGUCCCUGGGCACAGUGGCGGUCAGCAGAGAGGCCCCCUUGGAGGAAAAGAGGACGAGAACCAAGCCUGGCUGGCGAUGCUGGAGAAAGCCACAAACUCAGUCCGCUACAUCAGUCGUCACAUCAAAAAGGAGCACUUCAUACGAGAGGUGGUACAGGACUGGAAAUUCGUGGCUCAGGUGUUGGACAGGAUUUUCCUGUGGGCCUUUCUCACAGUGUCAAUACUGGGAACUGUUCUAAUCUUCACCCCCGCUCUGCAGAUGUACCUCAGCUCACCUUAAUGAACACACACACACACACAUGCACACAUGCACACAAACUCACAAAUACUCUCAAACAGCGUAUCCUUGUGUUCCAGAACUGUCUUUAACUAUGAUUUAUGGAUAAAACUCAAUAAAACAUUCACAGUUUCUGUUGCAUAAACAAGCUCGGGCUACAAACCUUUACCUCCCUGCAGUUUGAUUUGCACCCUGUAAUGUCUACUGGAAACCGUAAUGUUCUAGAUGCAACUUGUUGUAUGGUGUGUGUGUAUGAGGGUGCAGGGGAGUGACAGCAAUAAGCAGGUUAAAGUAGCGUGUAUGAUUUGAAAAUCCAUGUUUGUAUAACUGUAUCAUUGUAAUUAUACAUGCAACAAAAUGCACAAUAUCACUUCAUGAGUAAUGAGUUGUUUUAUGUGUCACAUGCACUAUGUUGUCCAGCCAGCUGUUCUCUACUGUCUGUUCUGUAAUGAUGAUCAGAAUAAAAAAAGAAA
This is a messenger RNA of Stegastes partitus (bicolor damselfish), 1892 nucleotides long. Its product is annotated as neuronal acetylcholine receptor subunit non-alpha-3. Lineage: Eukaryota; Metazoa; Chordata; Actinopteri; Pomacentridae. Gene Ontology annotation, biological process: monoatomic ion transmembrane transport. Gene Ontology annotation, cellular component: postsynaptic membrane. The record is from RefSeq and is a predicted model, not a curated record. Gene Ontology annotation, molecular function: transmembrane signaling receptor activity; acetylcholine-gated monoatomic cation-selective channel activity. The coding region runs from base 1 to 1422 and encodes 473 amino acids. The transcript is spliced from 8 exons.